UCGACGUGUUUUAGGAAUAUUCAGACAAUGCAGUUAAGUAUACAUGGGUAUUCACUUGUUCUUUAUUCUGAGCUUAGCUUGGGAAGUUGGAGGCUUCUUUCUGAACACUGGAAGAUGGAAGAUGGAGAUGUCAGACAUUACACGGAAUGGACUCCAAGGCAUAUCAACCGAUCAAGAGUACGUAACAGCAAAGAUGUCCACCACAACACUGAGUUGACUCCAAGCCUUCUCGGACGAUCAAUGUAUAAAUAUGAAGAUGAAUCCAAGGAGACAAGCACCAUUAUGAAUCUCCUGGGAUAUGGGCCCGUCAUCAGACAGAAACGAAUAGAAGCCUUGAAUGAGUGGGAUAGACUUUGGAAUGCACAUUGCUUUGAUGGUGUGGCUUCAUCUAUCACAGCAGGGAGCAAGGCGCAGGGGUUGACAUGUGUUUUCGAGAGCGAUAAAGAUAUGAUAUAUGUACUGCCAAAUACCAUGUGUCUGGAAUACGGCUUUGACGAAAGCACAAUUCCAGAUCACAUCAAUGUUUUCAAAAUGAAUACACAGAGCUGCAGUGCAGGGUAUUGUAGACUACUGCUUGAGAGAUCAGCUAGCUUAGACCACCCUGUUAUUUUUAAUUCUCUAAUUGAUAAUGGCCAUGGUAUGAUUCUAAUGAGCAGUACAUAUUUUGUUGAACAUUUGAAAAACUUUUAUAGUUCCUUCAGACCAGCAGUCCAAUACCCGCAUGCUGGUCCGUCUCUGCCAUGGUCUUUGGGUCCUUAUAGAAAUGAUAGGGUUGUUGCCAUUCACUGCAACUGUCGAGUCAUAUUACAAAAAUGGGCUUCAAGGACUCGUCAUUGGCCACCGCCGGGAAUUAUUGAGAAGGUUAUCGCAAUGAGAGCGUUUGUAACUCCAAUAGGGUUUAAAGGCAGCGAAUUCAACCACGUUGAAUGGAGGAUAUGCUUUAAUCCUGCUGAGACGGAGCUUGUGAAUAAUCUAAAUGACACGCAGGUCAAAAUAUAUUUUAUCCUUAAGAUGAUCGUAAAUGAUGUCUUAAAGCCUCAGACAAAAGAAAUUACAUCAUAUAUAUUAAAGAACAUUGUAUUAUGGCUGGCAGAAAACAACCCACAGACAUUGUUCUAUCCAGAAAGUUUGUUUCAUUGGCUUCACGAAGGACUAGAUAUAUUACGGAUCGCUAUAUUCGAAAGUCAGCUUCCUUACCAUUUUAUACCAGAGCGGAAUCUAAUGGCAAAAAGGGGACAUGACGUUGAGCAGCAGCGUGUGUUGGUAAGAUCUAUUACGGACAUGAUUAAUGAAGGGCCGAGGAUGCUUCUGCGGUUGAAGAAGGUACGUCAUGCCAUUGUCUGCCACCCGGAGCCACUUCUGUGGUACAGUAAGAGAAGGACUGAGCUAGAAUUGUUGAAGUUGGAGUACACGAACAGAAGGCUUAAAUGCUUCAAGGACGAAAACUUCAUGAUGUAUGACUUUGAUAUUAUUGGGAAGGCAUUAGCGGUGCGCAUGUCUGAGAUCUUACUAGAGGUCCUGCGUCGUAUGCCGUUUGAAGGGAAUUCAGUAAAUGAUCUGAUGGUGGUUCGCGAGAUGAUGCUUAGCUAAGAACGUAUUAAUUCACAAAUAGUCCAAUCCCAUGAAAAUUGUAUAGAUAUGAUAGUCGUGAUUUAAAAGGGAUUAUUACGUUUACUAUGAAUCACCCGGUUUACAUCAGCCUAGGUGAUGCCCUGUAUUGAAAAAUGGCUGUUCCUGUUGUGUAUUUUUUAACUUACCGCAGCAGUCGUGCUUGUCGUAGUUUAUGAAGCAUAAGCACAUGAGGAUUCCUGAAAAAAAGUAUAAUGUGUAUUUAGAUGUCGUUUAAGUAUACCUUAACGACAAUAUGCCUAUGCGAAUCAUCAUAACUGAUGGAGAUAAAUGUCCAUAUGUAAAAAUAUAAACUAAUCAACA
Dreissena polymorpha is the source of this 1932-nucleotide messenger RNA. RefSeq lists its product as uncharacterized. The transcript has 3 exons. The record is from RefSeq and is a predicted model, not a curated record. Bases 28 to 1590 code for a protein of 520 amino acids. Lineage: Eukaryota; Metazoa; Mollusca; Bivalvia; Myida; Dreissenidae.